Molecule: messenger RNA, 2814 nt
Organism: Pleuronectes platessa (European plaice)
Lineage: Eukaryota; Metazoa; Chordata; Actinopteri; Pleuronectiformes; Pleuronectidae
Product: NACHT, LRR and PYD domains-containing protein 3
Exons: 5
Coding region: 238-2544 (768 amino acids)
Source: RefSeq, a predicted model, not a curated record
GACGCACUGGUUCCUAUAAACGCUGAGUUUGUCUGAUAUAAAACCAGACAGGGUCAUUUCCACCAGCUCGAGCUGCUGGAGACAGAAACUCAGUUUCACCUGGAAAACAGCAAACUUCAGAUCUUCCUGAAGUUCCUGUCGAGAUGAAGAGGGAAUAAAGAUGGAGAUUUGAGACGAUCACCCCUGAACCCACCUGAAAAGUGGAAAACGAUUGUCUGAGCCAAUCAGGAAGCAGCGAUGGUGACGAGUGAGGAUCUGCUUUUGGAAACCCUGGAGAUGCUGGGACGUAAAGAUUUUGAGGCCUUCAAGUGGCACCUGCAGCAGGAGAAGCCGGAGAACUACAGCGGCUUCGGCCCGAUCCCGUUGUACAAGCUGGAGAAGGCGGACCGGAUGAAAACAGUGACGCUGAUGGUGCAGACAUACUCCCAUCACGUCGUGGAGCUGGCCAAGACGGUUUUGAGGAAGAUGAGCAUGAAUGACCUGGCCCAGAAGCUGUCAGACAGGAGCUCAGAACUAAAAGACGUGGAGAUGCACAAAUCUCAGCCUCUAGAAAAACUGAUCGAACAGUUUCAACGCACGAUGCAGACGCAUUUCCAGAGCAGGUUCAUGUUUGUUCAAGAGGGUAUGGCCGAGAAGACAGAAGAGCAGUGCCUGAAGGACAUCUACACACAGCUGUACAUCACAGACGGGGGGGAAAUGCCCAUCAACGAACAGCAUGAGAUCAUGCUGAUCAGGAACUCUAGGAAGACAGCAGUGCUACCCAUCGACCCCAGUGACAUAUUCAAGAGUCCCAUAGUUAAACCAUUAAGAACAGUGCUGACGACUGGAGUUGCAGGAAUUGGCAAAACAAUCCUCGUGAAAAAGUUUGUGUUGGACUGGGCCAAGGGAAGGAAAAAUCCAGAUGUGCAUCUGAUAUUCCCCUUUAGCUUCAGUGAACUGAAUCAACUGAAGGAGAAAAGGUUCAGCCUGGCAGAGCUGAUUCAUCGAAGUAUCUGGGAAACCAGAGACAUCCCCGACAAAGAUCUGAACCGUAUCUUUGCUAAACUACAGGCGUCAGGAAACUGUGACUUUAACAAAAGUCGAUAUAAACUUCUGUUUGUGUUGGACGGAUUGGAUGAAAGCCGCCUUCAGAUGGAUUUGACGCGAAGUGAACCUCAGCCGGUUGAUUUUGAUGUGACACAGUCGAUGUCAGUGGAGGUUCUGCUGACUGCCCUGAUCAGUGGGAACCUGCUUCCGUCUGCCCGGGUCUGGAUAACCACACGACCUGCUGCCGCCAGUCAGAUCCAUCGGGAUUUUAUCAAAAGAAAGACCGUGGUGAGAGGAUUCACUGACUCACAGAAGGAAGAAUACUUCAAGAAGAAAUUCCCAGAUGAGGAACAAGGCAGCAGAAUCAUCGCCCACAUCAAGGCGUCACAAAGCCUCUUCAUCAUGUGUCACAUCCCAGUUUUCUGCUGGAUCACUUCCACAGUUUUGCAGGAUAAAUUGAAAAGCCAAGCGAACAUAGAUCUGCCAACAACGUUGACUGAGAUGUACACAGAGUUCCUGCUGUAUCAAGUCAGGCAGACAGAAGAGAGAUGUGGCACAACAAAGAGCAUCAGGUACAUCAAGUCCUUAUCGAAACUAGCAUUCGACCGUUUGGAGAAGGGCAACCUCUUCUACGAGACAGAUCUGAAAGACAGCGGCAUUGAUUCACUCAAAGUGUCACAGAACGCUGGAGUGUUCACAGAAGUCUUUAAAGACGUGCGCAAGUGGAAGGACAACGGUAAGGAGAAGAUGUACCGCUUUGUCCAUCUGACCCUUCAGGAGUAUCUGGCUGCCCUGCAUGUUGUGAUGUCACUCAUUAACGACAACAAGAACGUACUGUCGGAGCAGAAGCUGAAACUGGGAGAUCUGUGUACGUUAUGCAGGAGAAUAACUCCUAUAACUGAGGUCCACGAGAUUGCAAUUGAGAAAGCGCUGAGUUCAAAUGGGCAGCUGGACUUGUUCCUACGCUUCCUCCUGGGCCUUUCCCUUCAGACCAAUCAGGAUCUUCUAAAGCGUCUGUUGAAUACGUCCAAAGGGUUCCCUCAGACCGACCAUCAACCCACGAUCCAGUCCAUCAAGGAGAGGAUGAGGGACAAUACAUCCCCAGAGAGGAGCAUCAAUCUAUUCCACUGUCUUAAUGAGCUGAGAGACGAUGCCUUGGUGAAGGAGAGCCAGCAGAACCUGAGUUCAGAAAGUGUGGCUGAUCGAUGUCUUUCUCCUGCUCAAGGAAAACAGCAAAUUUCAGAAGCAGCGAUGGUGACGGUUGAGGAACUGCUCUUGGAAACCCUGGAGAUGCUGUCAAUUGGAGAUUUUAUGGUCUUCAGGUGGCACCUGAACCAGCUGGAGAUCUACAGUGACUUCACCCAGAUCCCGUGGUACAAGCUGCAGAAGGCUGACUGGAUGGAAACAGUGACGCUGAUGGUGCAGACAUACUCCCAUCACGCCGUGGAGCUGGCCAAGAUGGUUUUAGGGAAGAUGAACAUGAAUGAACUGGUCCAGAAACUGUCAGACAGGAGCUGAGAACUAAAAGGUAACACGUGGAAAGACAAAGAGAAAAUCCUCAAAACGCUAAAUCUUGACAUUAAGAACUUGAUUUCAUAUCGUGAGCUGGAAUUUAAAUGAAUUGAAUAAAUCCAGUGAAUUGCCGGCAGCACCGAGUUAAGAGUGUUGAUCAUUUUUUGCUUUGUGCGACUGAAUUGUGCUGUAAUGAUGUAAAAAAGUAAUUUGCCCUCAGGUCCUUCUGUCUUGUAAAGAAGCCUAAUGAAUAAAUAAAGCUUAACUUGCCAAGUA